GCCAAGCGCAAGGGCUUCGCGGUAGUGUAGUUCCACCAAUCCCGUAGAGAUAGAGGUGAAGCAUAAGCACACUUCCUGGAUGCGGAGUAACCGCUUUGUCGUCGGAAUUUUGUUCAUUAUAAGCUGUCAAUUACAGGGCAUUCUCCGAUAUUUGCUUCCCAUUGGCUGGCCGUGCGAGUCAAGAGACAACAAAGAAAUUACAUCCGGCAAGACAGUGCAGUGAUCUGUCUGCUGAGAGACCAGUUACACUUAUAACAGCUUUUCCUGGUGAAGAAGAAACCUUUUUUAUUUAUCUUUAAGAGUGAUCGUUAAACGUUUGGAGAUGAACGGAGACUGCGUGGACGCGCGGCGCGGGGAUACAACAGUUGCUGGUUCUGAUGGGGCAUCUGGACUGCAGCCCAUGCAGGUGGAUGCUAUGCCUCAGUCACACUUCAGAUACAGCCUAAACUACCCCAACAUUGGGCACUGCAUCAUCAUCAACAACAAAAACUUUGAUCGCAGUACAGGCAUGAACCAACGCAAUGGCACUGAUGUAGAUGCAGGAAACGUAAUGAAUGUUUUUCGAAAGCUUGGAUAUACUGUGAGAGUUUACAAUGACCAGACAGUAGCACAGAUUAAACAGGUUUUAACAGCAGUUGCCCAUGACGACCACAGUCGCUGUGCUUCAUUUGUGUGUGUGAUGCUCAGUCAUGGAGAUGAGGGGGUGUUUUUUGGCACUGAUACUUCUGUGGAAUUAAAGACCUUAACUAGCCUGUUCAGAGGAGACCGCUGCCCAUCACUAGUGGGAAAGCCUAAACUUUUCUUCAUACAGGCUUGUAGAGGUACAGAGCUGGAUCCUGGUGUGGAGCCUGACAGCCAUAACAUCUCAGAUGGUCCAGUGAGGAUCCCUGUGGAGGCAGACUUCCUCUAUGCGUACUCUACUGUACCAGGUUACUACUCCUGGAGAAACACUAUGACCGGUUCAUGGUUCAUUCAGUCUCUUUGUGAAAUGAUAGCAAAAUAUGGCAACCAACUAGAGCUCAUGCAGAUCAUGACUAGAGUCAACCAUAAAGUGGCGUUCGAUUUUGAGUCGACCUCCAAUAUGCCUGGCUUUGAUUCUAAGAAACAAAUCCCCUGCAUUGUCUCAAUGCUCACCAAAGAGAUGUACUUCACUGGUUAAAGGUACAAGGGAACUUUUAGAGCUUCUCCAGCUUUUCUCUGUAAAUGUCUCAGGUGUAGGAUAUAGAUUUAGGGGUUUAGUUUAAAAGACCCUCAUUUCACAAGGAAACUUUUCAGAGGAAUUUUUUUUUUUUAAAUCCACUUAUUUACUAUAAGCAUUAGCUGGACAUGCCCAAUUUGGGAUUUCCCUGUCUCAGGACUGUGAUUGUAAAUGUAUUAUUGGCAUUUAAUGUGUUGUUUAUGAAAGUAGAUGCUCACUUUUAUCCCCUCUUGUGACCAUAUACCAUUAUGCUAAUCACUUGCCUCUUGCCUCUGGUUUUCUAAUCAAAAUAUAAUAAUAAUAAUAAAAAAAACAAUUACUAGUGGAAAGUCAUGUUGGGAUAAACUUGAUAAACUUUAAUAUGUUAUUGCACUAGUUUGACUAAAUGGGAAUCAUAGGUGGGUGUUAAAUCAGUUAAAGCAAUGGAUGGUGAGAUCCGAGAUUCCUCUUAAUCAAAGGGAAACCAGUGUGCCUAUUUAAAUGUGAAAAACAAAGAACAACAAUCAGAACUAUUCCAGGUGCUUCUCAGUGAACUAUGUUAACAGAUGUUGAUAAAACAUCUGAAAUGCCAUGUGUAAUUUUCCACGGAGACACGAUAAAUGCAUUAUUUAUAGACACACUUUGUUAAAUCAGGUUAAGCUGUGGACAGUAUCAGUGACAUCUGGUCCUCUGUCACAGAAAAAUGUGUACAUUUUGGUCUCAAAGUUGAAGUCUGCAGGCCAAACAACUGUCAAUACCAUCACUGUAAGUGCAUAAAUGUCAUCACACUUUUUGUGGUAAUGGUCAACAUCCUAUACUACCAUAGUGCUAUACAUCCUAUACUACUUCAUUAGAAUAUAACCUGGAUUGUAUCAUUCAGUAUGAUUCUGAACAUAAGCACAUGCAUGUAGCAUCAGUCACCUGAAAAAAAAACAACAACACUCAUGUAGAAUUCAUGCAUGCAUCGUGUAUGUUUAUUUUCUAAUGUAUGAAUGUAUGCUUUUUCUGUGUGUAAUUAAACAGCUCUGUAGUGCACUGGA
Messenger RNA from Megalobrama amblycephala (Wuchang bream), 2217 nucleotides. RefSeq names its product caspase 3, apoptosis-related cysteine peptidase a (gene casp3a). The transcript is spliced from 7 exons. Gene Ontology annotation, cellular component: cytoplasm. Gene Ontology annotation, biological process: positive regulation of apoptotic process; proteolysis; erythrocyte differentiation. The record is from RefSeq and is a predicted model, not a curated record. Bases 323 to 1159 code for a protein of 278 amino acids. Lineage: Eukaryota; Metazoa; Chordata; Actinopteri; Cypriniformes; Xenocyprididae.